GCUGGGAGUCUGGGCGCCGCGGGUUACACUUCUGAGCGCCUUUCGAGAAGCCACAGGGCAGGGGGAGUCCUGCAGAGAGGCAAAGGGAACGUUUAGCAGGCAGGCCCAGCAUAUGUAGCAGCCCAGUGACAUAUAUAGAAACCUAAGUCAAGCUGGAGGUGGUGUGGCCGGCGUGCUCAUGUGUAUGGACCCUCGUGCAUGUGUGUCUGUGAUGUGGGGGCACCUGUCUUAUGAGUAGGGCCGGGCGUGGCUGCUCCGCGGACGUUCAGUUUCUGUGAGAUUUAUUUCCCGGAGCCUACCUUCCUCUCAGCUCCAGACGGGAACGUAAGAAGUUUAACGUGGCAGGGAUUGAGCAGAUUAAGGCAGUGGGCCGACAAGAGUGAGGACUGCAGGUGCUGGAUGGUAGGGAGCCACCUAUUUGCCCCGUCUCCUCGGCAGAGAGGCACUUGGGAAAGGCGGGCGUGACAAAGGUGGCCCUGAAAUGUCUACAGUGAUGAUCCCUGAGUGAGUGGCUCUAGGCUGACCCGGACAGUCUGUUUAUAAGAGGGAUGCUAGCAGUUAGGAAAGCGAGAAGAAAACUCAGGAUGGGGACCAUCUGUUCCCCGAACCCCAGCGGGACAAAGACAACGUCGGAGGUCUGCAAUGCCGACUGGAUGGCCUCGCUACCCCCUCAACUCCACAACGUCCCCCUUUCCAAUCUGGCAAUCCCAGGCUCCCAUGACUCAUUCAGCUACUGGGUGGAUGAAAAGUCUCCGGUGGGGCCUGACCAAACCCCAGCUAUCAAACGCCUUGCCAGGAUCUCUUUGGUGAAGAAGCUGAUGAAGAAAUGGUCCGUGACCCAGAACCUGACAUUUCGAGAGCAGCUGGAAGCUGGGAUCCGCUACUUUGAUCUGCGUGUGUCCUCCAAGCCAGGGGAUACUGACCAGGAGAUCUACUUCAUCCAUGGGCUGUUUGGCAUCAAAGUCUGGGAUGGGCUGAUGGAGAUUGACUCGUUCCUGACACAGCACCCCCAAGAGAUUAUUUUUCUGGAUUUCAACCACUUUUACGCCAUGGAUGAGGCCCAUCACAGAUGCUUGGUUCUCAGGAUCCAGGAGGCCUUUGGAAACAAGCUGUGCCUGGCGUGCAGUGUGGAAAGUCUCUCACUGAAAACCCUGUGGGAGAAGAAUAGCCAGGUUCUUAUUUUCUAUCACUGUCCCUUCUACAAGCAAUAUCCCUUCCUGUGGCCAGGAAAGAAAAUUCCAGCACCCUGGGCAAACACUACCAGUGUGCGCAAGCUAAUCCUCUUCUUGGAGACCACUCUCAGUGAGCGGGACUCACGCAGCUCCUUCCACGUCUCUCAAGCUAUUCUCACCCCCAGAGUGAAGACCAUUGCCCGAGGCCUGGUGGGCGGCCUCAAGAACACUUUGGUUCAUAGGAAUCUUCCUGCCAUCCUGGACUGGGUGAAAACUCAAAAACCUGGAGCCAUGGGCAUCAACAUCAUCACCUCUGACUUUGUGGACCUGGUGGACUUCGCCACGACCGUCAUUGAGUUGAAUGACCUCCUGCAGGAGGACAGAGCUUUGGCUAAAUGCUGA
This is a messenger RNA of Chrysochloris asiatica (Cape golden mole), 1574 nucleotides long. RefSeq names its product phosphatidylinositol-specific phospholipase C, X domain containing 2 (gene PLCXD2). NCBI's taxonomy places the organism in Eukaryota, Metazoa, Chordata, Mammalia, Afrosoricida, Chrysochloridae. The transcript is spliced from 4 exons. Bases 549 to 1574 code for a protein of 341 amino acids. Gene Ontology annotation, molecular function: phosphoric diester hydrolase activity. The record is from RefSeq and is a predicted model, not a curated record. Gene Ontology annotation, biological process: lipid metabolic process.